Molecule: messenger RNA, 1179 nt
Organism: Cryptococcus wingfieldii CBS 7118
Lineage: Eukaryota; Fungi; Basidiomycota; Tremellomycetes; Tremellales; Cryptococcaceae
Product: phosphatidylinositol glycan, class K
Exons: 6
Coding region: 1-1179 (392 amino acids)
Biological process (GO): attachment of GPI anchor to protein; proteolysis; protein localization to cell surface
Cellular component (GO): GPI-anchor transamidase complex
Molecular function (GO): GPI-anchor transamidase activity
Source: RefSeq, a predicted model, not a curated record
AUGCGGUUCCCACCCGUCAUCCUGGCCCUGAUAUCGCUCUUCGCCUUCAGAGUCCUCGCAGACACCGUCCCCACCGACCAUCUCGAACCGCAACUGUCUGACCUCUUCGGCAAUAAUACAGAGGGGCUGGCCUCUGACGGGCAUACGAACAACUGGGCGGUGCUAGUAUGCAGCUCUCGGUACUGGUUCAACUACCGACACAUGGCAAACACCCUAGCAAUGUAUCGCACCCUGAAGCGGCUCGGCAUGCCCGACAGCAACAUCAUCCUCAUGCUUGCUGAUGAUGUGGCUUGCAAUGCGCGCAAUCCCUAUCCGGCGACAGUCUACGCGAAUGCGGGGAAAGCGCUGGAUCUGUAUGGAGAAGGGAUUGAGGUGGAUUAUAAGGGUUAUGAAGUGACGGUGGAGAGCUUCCUGAGGCUGCUCACUGGCCGACAUGACCCCUCCACACCUCGCUCAAAGCGUCUACUCAGUGAUGCCUCCUCGAACGUCUUCAUCUACAUGACAGGUCAUGGUGGAAACGAGUUCCUUAAAUUUCAAGAUAACGAGGAGGUUUCGGCGUAUGAUGUCGCGGAUGCUGUGGAACAGAUGUGGGAGAAGAAGAGAUAUAAUAAGCUCCUCUAUGUGAUCGAUACAUGUCAAGCAAAUACCAUGUACUCGAAAUUCUACUCGCCCGAGAUCAUCGCCACCGGUUCUUCCGCACUCGGCGAGAGCUCUUACUCUCACCACAACGACCACGAUAUUGGUGUAGCCGUAAUCGAUGGUUUCACACAUUUCAUCCUUCAGUUCUUUGAGAGCCUUGGAAAAACUUCAAGGACCACUCUGCGCCAACUUUUUGACACAUACGACCCAGCCAGAAUCUUCUCCCACCCCGGAAUCUCAACUGAGCUAUCCACCUCUCCUCCCGAGGACAUUCUCAUCACCGACUUCUUUGGCGCCGUCGCUCGGGUGGAGGUGUUGCCGUCCAGCGCGGAACUGGACUUGGAAAGCCAGGCUGCCCUGAGGAGUCGGGAAGGGAGUGGGUGGGAUGUUGCGCCUUUGGGGAUUGGGGAAGGACAAGGGAGAAAGCAUGGCAGGGAGGGGCAGAGGAGAUCAGGUAGUGUGCUGCCUAGGCGGAAAGAGAAGGAUGGGCAGUCGGCGUGGAAUGGGCCGCUAACGGGGCGGGUUAAUGGAUGGUGGUGA